Messenger RNA from Vicia faba (fava bean), 888 nucleotides. NCBI's taxonomy places the organism in Eukaryota, Viridiplantae, Streptophyta, Magnoliopsida, Fabales, Fabaceae. The record is from the annotation of a GenBank genome assembly.
AUGUGGCAAAGAAGCAUGAAAUUGGAGCUUAGACUUGGUCCACCAGGUGAAGAGGAGUGUGUCAAUGAAAAAAGUAUGAAAAUUGUUAAAAAAGAAAGAGAUGAACAUGAAGAUUCAUCACUAACUCUUGGUUACUCUUCAAAGAAAGAUUCAACUUUUGAUUUGUCUAAUGCUAAAGGUUCUUCAUUUCUUCAACUCUCAUCAAUGCAAGGGGUUGAAAAGGAUGCAUCACAAUCACAACCUUGUUGCACAAACUUGCAGGAUAAAGAGAAGAAAGCAUUCUCACCUACUGCAAAAAUAUCAGAUUUUCCUAAUAGGUCUCAGAAAAGAAAUUCAACUAGUACAGCAGUUGGUUGGCCUCCGAUUCGUUCUUUCAGGAAGAACAUUGCAAGCGGAAGCUCGUCUAAACCACCUACGGAGCCGCGGCACGUGAUUCAAGACAAGGUUGCUGCUGGUAACAAGCCUAUUAGAAACUCUAGUAAAGGAUUGUUUGUGAAGAUCAACAUGGAUGGAGUUCUUAUUGGAAGAAAAGUAGACAUCAAUGCUUAUGACAGCUAUGAAAAACUUUCAUCAGCUGUAGAUGAACUAUUCAAAAGUCUCAUUCCAGAGAUAAAUCUAUCUCAUAUUGUCUAUUCACACUGCUGUUCUGCUCAAAGAGAUUCAUCUGAUGAUGGAACUAACAAGAAGCAAGAGGAAGAAAAUAAAGGUAUGAUGAAAGGUUCAUUGAUUGGAAGUGGAGAAUAUAGUCUUGUUUAUGAAGAUAAUGAAGGUGACAAGAUGCUUGUAGGGGAUGUGCCAUGGCACAUGUUUGUAUCAACAGUUAAGAGACUGAGAGUGUUCAAGAGUUCUGACCUUCCUACUUUUAACAUUGGUAGUAAGAAAGACUAG